CCUUCACCAGUAGCCAACCGAGAGCAUCUGUGUGUGCUGUCAUACAAUCGUACAAGUUUUAUCUGGUGCUGUGCCCCGUGAGUGAUUGUUGAGUGUCGCUGACGCGUCAUGGACCGGCUUCGCGAGUGAUCAUCAGCCACAGCCUAACAUGACGGAUAGCAGCGUCAUCAUGGAUCUGAGAACUCACGCCCGUCCCGACCAGUCUAAGCCGCGUCAAGCCAAGUCUGUCUUCUCCAUCAGGAGUCUCGUUGAACUCGAAGAGGAUCAGGCACCGUCAUCAGAAUACUCAAACAACAGCCGAACAACGCCAGGCAGCUCGCCAGAGGCGGUGAGUGUGGAGGGAGAGACGGGAGGCAGCAGUGGGAGCGGCCCGGGGGCGGCAGGCGCAGGGGCAGGGGCAGGCAUGGGGGUGGUGGGACGUGACGAGGAGGUGGAGGUGAGCGAGGGGGAGAUGAUGGACGACUAUGCAACGGCGCCGAAACGCAAGCAGCGUCGGUACCGCACCACCUUCACCAGCUUCCAGCUCGAGGAACUCGAAAAGGCCUUCGCCAGAACUCACUAUCCUGAUGUCUUCACCAGGGAGGAGCUGGCCAUGAAGAUAGGACUGACAGAAGCGAGAAUACAAGUGUGGUUCCAGAACAGGAGAGCCAAGUGGAGGAAGCAGGAGAAAGUGGGGCCACAGGCGCACCCCUACAACCCCUACAUGGGCUCGGGUGGAGCAGCUUCGGCGAUAGCACCCUCUCUGCCCAACCCCUUCACGCAGCUCGGCUUCGGACUGAGGAAGCCGUUUGAGGCGGCAUUCAGAUACCCGACGCUGCCCCCGGGGCCGGUCUUCCUCGGUCCGCCCCCGCACUUCCCGCGGCCGCCGCCUCCGCUGCUCGGCCACCUGUCCGCCUUUCCGCCGUCGCCCUCCUUCCAGAGUCUGCUAGCUAACAUAUCAGCCGCCCAGAGGCCCCGCCUCCCGCCAGCUGUGAGUCCUCCAGCUGCGCCGCCCCCCGCCGAGGAGACGUCACCCUGCAGCCAGGAGACAUCCCCCGCCCCUGCAUCACCCUCGGACCCACCCUCGCCGCAGGAGGUCGACCGACGCAGCUCCAGCAUAGCUGCACUGCGGCUCUUGAUCGAAAAAUGUUGUGAUUAA
This is a messenger RNA of Nilaparvata lugens (brown planthopper), 1138 nucleotides long. RefSeq names its product homeobox protein aristaless. The record is from RefSeq and is a predicted model, not a curated record. Gene Ontology annotation, molecular function: DNA-binding transcription factor activity, RNA polymerase II-specific; RNA polymerase II transcription regulatory region sequence-specific DNA binding. NCBI's taxonomy places the organism in Eukaryota, Metazoa, Arthropoda, Insecta, Hemiptera, Delphacidae. The coding region runs from base 149 to 1138 and encodes 329 amino acids. Gene Ontology annotation, biological process: regulation of transcription by RNA polymerase II. The transcript is spliced from 4 exons.